AUGCACAUGGCCUUCACGCUUACCCAGAAGAGACGGGCACGAGACAAGACGACAACGCGCUACAACAAACCUGCCGAUGCGGCGGAGAAUGUGUGGCCAAGGAACACGGGCUCUGUCGCUGCUCUUAUACGUCGAACGCUCGCCCGUACUGGCAUCAUCGGCAGCCUUGCCUCUCGCUUUGUGGUACCCGUGAAGACAAAACAUCAAAAGCGGGCUCGCAAGUCUGUCAAGCGCAUGCAAGGCUUCAAAAAAGACUUGCUGCGAAAGGUCAACUACCCAACUGACGCCAUGGACCUGGAGCGCGCUAUCCAGAAGCUGUGCUACACCAACACCCCCGUGAAGCAGCAGUCGUCUCGUCAUCCGCAUGCGAAGCUCCGGCUAUCACGAACACCGAUGCUCCGCCCUCACAUACCCGACCUACCGAUGCAUCCUCUCCUCUAG
This is a messenger RNA of Fusarium vanettenii 77-13-4, 441 nucleotides long. RefSeq lists its product as uncharacterized. The record is from RefSeq and is a predicted model, not a curated record. NCBI's taxonomy places the organism in Eukaryota, Fungi, Ascomycota, Sordariomycetes, Hypocreales, Nectriaceae. The transcript has a single exon. Bases 1 to 441 code for a protein of 146 amino acids.